AUGAGUGCCUGUGACAUCCUGGAGGACGGUAGCACCAGGGGGUAUUGGCAGUACGCCUACGACGGAAGGGACUACAUCGCCUUGGACAUGGACACGAUGACGUUCACUGCGGCGGAUGCAGCAGCAGAAAACACCAAGAGGAAGUGGGAGGUGGACAGGACUGAAGCUGAGAGGCAGAAGCACUACCUGGAGAACACCUGCACCGAGUGGCUGAGGAAAUACGUGA
Molecule: messenger RNA, 226 nt
Organism: Pterocles gutturalis (yellow-throated sandgrouse)
Lineage: Eukaryota; Metazoa; Chordata; Aves; Pterocliformes; Pteroclidae
Product: class I histocompatibility antigen, F10 alpha chain-like
Exons: 1
Biological process (GO): immune response
Cellular component (GO): external side of plasma membrane
Source: RefSeq, a predicted model, not a curated record